Molecule: messenger RNA, 1469 nt
Organism: Lepisosteus oculatus (spotted gar)
Lineage: Eukaryota; Metazoa; Chordata; Actinopteri; Semionotiformes; Lepisosteidae
Source: RefSeq, a predicted model, not a curated record
UAGCUUUGUGUUGAACAAAAACACCACUCGCAUCUCAUGUAACAUUCUUAAAGGGUCUCUUUCUAAAGAACGCAGUUGAAGCAUCCCUACCAAUCAGCUGAAUCUUCAUAUUUCAAAAAGAAUACCAGGUCCAGGAAUUCCUGAAUGCCAUGAUAAUUCAGGUUGUUUUGGUUUCCUGUGUCAUCGACUUGGCUGAUUUGCUAACUAUCAGCCCUCGUGAAGACACCUGCAGGACAGGCUGGUUUGAUGAUGGGGAUGUGACCAUAUUAGGAGACAAGGAGCUCCUGGCGGACCUCCAGCGGAACCAUGGGGAUCACAUCUGCGAGAAUCCAGUGGACAUGGAGGCACAGACAAUCUCAGGACUUAAGUCCUACCAAACCCUAAACACCUUCAACAGAUUUAACUGCACAGAAGGCUUCAUCUGUCUGAAUUCUGAGCAGAAGAGGAGACGAUGUGAUGAUUACAAAGUCAUGUUCACCUGCACAGGAAGCUUCUGCUCAGAGAGCUACGACGCCACCUAUGGGUUUGCCUGUGUGAACGCAGAUCAGAGUGACAGCAGGUGUGAGGAUUAUAGGGUUCGAUUUACCUGCCCAGAAGUGUUCUGCUCAGUAUCCCAGGAGUGCAGAACCGGUUGGUUUAGCAGUGAUGAUCCAUCUGGUGUUGGGGACAUUGAGUCAAUCACCCAUCUUCUCCAGAAAUACCCCGAGCACAUCUGCUACAAUCCCAUUGCUAUCCAUGCGCAGACGGUGGCUGGGAUACCUGCCAAGCACACUGGAAACACCUUUCUCACCUAUGAUGUCACAUAUGGAUUUGCCUGCAUCAAUUCUGACCAAAGCAGUGGCAAAUGUGAAGACUACCGUGUCAUGCUGACCUGUCCUAUGGAUUUCUGCCAAGUGUGCAGGACUGGCUGGUUUGACAUCGACGACCCCAGUGGGCGUGGCGACUACGAGACCCUGCAGCAGAUCCUGGUGGAGCACCCCGAGGGGGUCUGCUCAGACCCGCUGGGCAUCGAGGCCAUGACCACUGCCGGCACUCCUGCCCUGCAGACCAAUAACGUCUUCCAAGUGUACGACGCCACCUACGGCUUCGCCUGCGUAAAUGCCGAGCAGCCGCCCAACAAGCCCUGCGAAGAUUACAAGGUCCGAUUCACCUGCCCUCCACAGUUCUGCGAGCACAGAAGACCGCCGGCAGUGGCAUGAAGGCAGGCGUCGAGACCCUCCCCCCCGGCGUGUUGCAGGGGUCCUGCAGACAAGAGGCCCCUCGGAACCCGUCGCUUCUCGCUGUAGGACUCUCUCACAAAACACCGUUCACUAGCGUUAACAAACAAGGACAACAUUUCUGAACAAGUGCUGCCUUUUCUGAUUCAUAUCAAGUGCAGGCCAUGCGUGGGUUUAUCCUAAUAUGUAUUUUACUGUAAUGCCUCAUUCUUGGUACCUUUUGAAGUAAUAAUAAUAAUAGUUGCUUACACU